This is a messenger RNA of Durusdinium trenchii, 738 nucleotides long. The record is from the annotation of a GenBank genome assembly. NCBI's taxonomy places the organism in Eukaryota, Dinophyceae, Suessiales, Symbiodiniaceae.
AUGGACAAACACAGCGAGCAAUCAGCAAGGGAGCUCGAAGAGCUUCAGAGACGCCAAGACUCGAUGGACAAAGAGCAAUCGGAUCGGCUUCAGAAGCUUGAGGAGGAGGUCGCAAAAGAUGUGAGCCAGGUGAGACGACAACUACACGACCUCCGGACUCAGCGCACGGGCACUUCCGUCAAGACUCAGGUAGCACCACCGGAGGCUCUUUACAAGGUCAAAUUGGAAGAGCUGCUGAAAGAAACUGGCUUGAAGCAGAGAUUGAGCAAGCUCGAGUCGAACAACGAGCUUUCACGGAUCAGAUUCAGAUUGACGUCCUUGGAGCAACGGUUUCAUCACGCUGGAACACUUCAACAAAAGCUGGGAGAAUCACAUGGAGUGCAGAGUGUCAAGGGCCGCAGCGUGCCAUUGAGCACGGGCCAAACGCUGGGGCGAACGCUGGGGCGAACGUGCUCCCCUGCACGCAAUCACGCUGCAUCCUGCAACGGGAUUAUGGAACAUUGCCCGCAAUUGGAGGCCUUGCAGCAGCAGAUGGAAGGGACGACACAAGCUCAAGCCUCCUUACAAGCGCAGGUAGCGGGUGAGUUUGCAAUGUACUCCCAAAAAAUUGAGAGUCUUGAGGCAGCAUGUGCUAAGCACGGAAGGGAGAUGGCAGAAGCUCACACUUCCUUCUCAGAGCAGCAGAAGUUUCAGGACGGCACAGUGCAAUUGAUCCAGGAUGAAGUGCGCUAUGUUCAG